Messenger RNA from Oncorhynchus mykiss (rainbow trout), 1978 nucleotides. Its product is annotated as tetraspanin-5. Lineage: Eukaryota; Metazoa; Chordata; Actinopteri; Salmoniformes; Salmonidae. Gene Ontology annotation, cellular component: plasma membrane. The record is from RefSeq and is a predicted model, not a curated record.
GCGGACACGUCUAUCAAAUAACAGCCAUGUCUAGAUCAUGGACUAGACUCGAAUGACGAAAGGUUUUAAUUUGGUCCGGUUUAUAUACUGUAUGGUGGAAAAAUAUAUUUAGGAUACGACCUUCUGUAUUUGUUUUGAAGCAGAUAGUUUGUGACCCUACGCAUGUCAAAGAGGAAGCAAUAUGUUGAACAAUUGUCAGAGCAUUUCUACUGGUUGAACCGUUAACUGUGGGUUUUACGAAACGAUCUGUCGAAAGCAAACCAGAUUGGAUAUGAUUUAACCCUAUUCUGGUGGGCGACAUUUGUAAAUACGAGCCAAAUGAUGUCCGGAAAGCAUUUCAAGGCUCAUGAAGUCAGUUGCUGUAUCAAAUAUUUCAUAUUUGGAUUCAAUAUAAUAUUUUGGUUACUUGGAGUGGCGUUCCUUGGCAUAGGGCUUUGGGCAUGGAGCGAGAAGGGUGUGCUCUCCAACAUCUCAUCCAUCACAGAUCUGGGGGGCUUUGACCCCGUCUGGCUCUUCCUGGUGGUGGGAGGAGUUAUGUUUAUCCUUGGCUUUGCUGGUUGUAUCGGAGCACUGAGGGAGAACUCUUUCCUUCUCAAGUUUUUCUCCGUGUUCCUGGGGAUCAUCUUCUUCCUGGAAUUGACAGCUGGAGUCUUGGCCUUCGUCUUCAAGGACUGGAUCAAGGACCAGCUCAACUUCUUCAUCAACAACAACAUCCGGGCGUACCGGGAUGACAUUGACCUGCAGAAUCUCAUAGAUUUCACCCAAGAAUACUGGGAGUGUUGUGGAGCCUUUGGGGCAGAUGACUGGAACUUGAACAUCUACUUCAACUGCACAGAUUCCAACCCAAGUCGCGAGAAGUGCGGAGUGCCCUUUUCAUGCUGCACCAAAGACCCGGCAGAGGAUGUCAUUAACACCCAGUGUGGCUACGACAUUCGAGCUAAAGCGGUCUCGGAGCAGAGGACCUUUAUCUACAUCAAAGGCUGUGUGCCUCAGUUUGAGAAGUGGCUUCAAGACAACCUGACAGUGGUGGCGGGGAUCUUCAUAGGAAUCGCUUUACUACAGAUUUUUGGGAUCUGUUUAGCACAGAAUCUAGUGAGCGACAUUGAAGUAGUGAGAGAGAGCUGUUUGUUUACCUGAAACAUCUCAAGCAAACUAAAGGUUGUAACGAAGAUCUCUUCAGUUUUGCCACCUUCUAAAGGGAGAAGAUCAGGACACUUGGGAAAUGUACAAAACGAAGAGUCUCGCUGCUUCCUCUAUGCUCUGUAUAUAAUACUUUUGUAAGAGUUUAUUUUUUAUAUACAUAUGGCUUUGAAGGGUCGUGUACAAAGCCACAUGUAUGUAUAUAUGGGAGCCAAACAUAUGUGUCGAUAUGGCUCUGGUCAUGUACAGUAUAGAGCUGAGGUGGUUCUGGAAAUGCACUGCAUGCCUAUUCAUAGGGCAUUGGUUCUCCUACCUGUAUUCUUUAAUGUUAUGAUGUCUGAUGUAUUGUACAUUAUACGUCAGAUUACCAGUAAGGAGUGAAUUGGCUGGGUAGCACUUCGUACACUGUUAUAAAGUAACAGUAACAUGUAUUGUAAUGUAAUGCCAUACUGUGUGAAGUGUCAGUUUCUAAAGAGAAUUUGUGUUGCUAAUACCAGCCUAUUGACUAGCAAUAACCAUGAACUAACUCUAUUUCAGACACAAGUGUUGCAUUUCAUUGUCAUGUUCAAUUUAUACCAAUACCAUUCCAUAUACUCCAUUCCAGCCAUUAUUAUGAGCUGUAUAUUUUGCAAAUGCUGAGUGAUUUUUUGGGGGACUGCAUGUAGGUCUGUACUUUUCACUGCGCCAUCUCACAACUCAAAAACAAACAUUUCCCCUGUGCCAUAGGUGUGAUCAUGAUGUUCUGUACUUUCAUUUCAUAUGUGUUUGAAAUUAUGUAAAUAACUGGAUAGUAAGAAGUUUUAAAUAUGUCAAAAUAAAUGUAUGCUGCUUUGUUUUA